AGAGGGUUUCUUCUCUCAGUUGCUGCUGAACGGCUCUUUCAACUCAUUUCAGUAUCUGAGGCCUCAAGAUGGUGCCUCUUCUCUUUACACUCGUUGUACUAACAUGGAUCCAGCCGUCGACAGAAGCCGUCUUCUGCAAACCAAACAGCAAAUACGUCCAUCCUCUGAACUGUUCAAAGUUCAUAAUGUGUGAUUCAUCAGGCAACCCAAGGGUGUUCAUUUGUUCAAAAGGACUUCACUACAACGCCGAAAAGACCGCUUGCGACUGGCCUACAAAUGCGAACUGUACUCUGGACAGCCCUGUAAGCCAUCAACCAGCCAAGAAAACAGUGAAAGGCGCAUCAGAUAGUAAAUACAGUGUUAAUAGUAAUAAAAACAUGAAUUCCAGAGCAAAUAAAAAUUCGAAUUUAACGUACAGCAGUAUAUUGCAAAAACCAUUGAGUGCUAAAUCUAUUUCAAAAGGCAAUGACAAUCCUCCAGCUAACAAACACGCAAUGUCCAAGACUAAAACGGGCACUAAGACAAUCAAAGCAGAGGGUAUACAAAACAAAGCUAUGGGAUUAAACACAACUCAAGAAGAUAAACACACCAAAACAAAGGAUCAAUUGCCAAAAGAGGCUGCAAAAGGUUUAACUGACAUUAAAAAUACACCCCUCAGUGCUUCUGAAACCAAAGAGCCAAGUAAAAGUAAAAUGAAACUGGAGAAAUUUCAAAUGGGAAAAAAGGGUGUAAAAAUAAAUCAUGAAGGCAAGCCUGUAUUAAUUAAACAAGAUAAAUCUGAAACUCAAGAAAAUAAAAACACAAGCAAUGAAGAUAAAUCCAAGCACACUUCUGAAGAAGGAAAAUCUAAAACUUCCGAUACAAGACAUACUAUGAUAAAAAGGCAAGUAAAAGAUGAAACUAAAGCUAUCCAGACCGAAAGGAAUCCCACAAAGAUAAACACGGAUGACAAUUUAGAGAAAACUAAAGACUCAAUUGAAGAUAAAAGUGAAGAAGUAAGCAGAACUAAAAAACAAAAAUUCGUGGAGCAAAAGGAAGAGAAAACAAGUGUAGAAGAAAGUAAUAGAAACGUUGAAACAACUGGCAAACAAGACAAGAUCGAAAAAGUUAACUCUAAACAAAAAUCCCUUAUAUACAGGAAAAUAUAUAUCAAGCCUUCAAAAAACCAUCGGAUCACUGAUAUAAAAGUUACGACAGAAAAAUCAAACUCAACUUUAUACAAUGAAUCGACUUCCAACCCAGAAACUACCAUUGAAGAUUAUACAGAGUCCAACAAGACUUUUAGUAGCAUCGACAACUCAAAUAAAACCUAUACUAACAACCAUAGAGAUCAUGAAUUCGCUUUGGUAAUUUUAGGUUCUUACGAUAUGCUUGGAUACGAGACAAAUUCAGCUGCUACUAACGGGACCAAAGAGAGUACACCUGGAACUGGCUCAGCUUUUGAAAACACAACUACAACGUACGUAACACAACCUCCCAAAUGA
Molecule: messenger RNA, 1484 nt
Organism: Macrosteles quadrilineatus (aster leafhopper)
Lineage: Eukaryota; Metazoa; Arthropoda; Insecta; Hemiptera; Cicadellidae
Product: myb-like protein X
Exons: 2
Coding region: 69-1484 (471 amino acids)
Cellular component (GO): extracellular region
Molecular function (GO): chitin binding
Source: RefSeq, a predicted model, not a curated record